AAACAAACGCGUUCUCUCGACAUACCGUGAGGAAUAUUUGGUUAUUUACAAACAUAAAACAAUGAAAUCGUACGUGACGUUGGCUGUGAUCGCCGUCCUGGCGUCGGCGUCGUCUGUCAAAAGCAUUCAGUUCUUCAACGGUGACCAGAACCUCCUGUCGAGCGGCCCCUUCGCCCACCAGCAGGCUUACAAUCAACCGCAAAAUGGUCUGGAACAUCCGGCUGUAGUUAGAAAUUCGAUCGCCGAAUCGCAAUUACCUCACCAAUUGAAAAAUCCGUUUUACAAUAACCCGGUUUUGGCGUCCGCCUUGGCGCAGGAAUCCUGGUUCGGUGAUAAGGAGUUCCCUGUACAUCACAGGGAGGCCGAGCGGAUAUCCAGAGAGGAGAUCUACAAGAUCAUUUCCAGAUUGAGGAGUUAGACAUUUUAGAAGUUAGUCGAUUGACAGCUGUCGAUGAUGCGUUGAUAUUUAACGAUGACAUGAUGCAGCUAUUAUUUAAUUGCCACUUGAUUUGGGACACUCAUU
Phyllotreta striolata is the source of this 523-nucleotide messenger RNA. Lineage: Eukaryota; Metazoa; Arthropoda; Insecta; Coleoptera; Chrysomelidae. The record is from the annotation of a GenBank genome assembly.